CACACCGUGAUCGAUCGGUUAUCUCUUGUUCUGCAUCGCGUCGACGUUGAAUGUGCGGAUGGCCGCCGAUGGCUCAUAUGUCAUGAUGUCUGGCUCGGCCCUCUGCCGUGCUGCGAUGAUGGCACUGACGGCUUUUCGCUGCGCAACGCUGAAGUACGCCAGAUUGCGGAGGAGGCGCUGCAUUUCGUGUUGCCACAGCUCUUGUAGCUGCCGGCACUUGUCGGCUCGAAUGGCCUCAAGCCUGCAUGCAUAAGGGGCGAGAGAGAGAGAGAGAGGGAGAGGUGUCUCUGAAUUCUCUCAUUGGCCAACGUACUCUUGUGUGAGUUGUUUUCGCGCCUCCUCUUCAUGUGCCUGGAGCUUCUCCUGGAGCGCCUCUCGCUGGCGACUCUCCCAUUCAGCGAUUGCCUUGGCAGUCUCCUCCCUCAGCCUCCGCCGCUCAUCGUCUGCCUCCUUCAUAAGUCGCCGCUUGAGCGCCUCGACGGCUCGCCUUAGCUCCUUGUCAACGCCCCUCAUCUUGCGAGUGAGUGUCUUGACACUCUCAUCAAUCACCCGCAGCUGCAACAGUGAUCUUGUGGCAGCGUCAUUGAUGCGCUGGAUGCAGUCCUCACUCAGCAUACUUAGCCGCUCCAUGGCAUCGACUUUAAGUGCCCGAGACAGCCGGUUGACUUCCUCUUCCACUGCUGUCUCCUUGACUCUCGCCAAGGUCUUGGCCCACUCGUUUAGCUCCUUGUCGAUUUCCUGCCGCCUCUCUUCCCUCCACGUGUCGAGGUCCUCCUGGACGCGGUGCUCUCUAGCCCUCCGCCGACACAUGUGCGCAGGCCGGUGGAGCCUUCACAAGCAGACGCGCAGACGGCACCGCACAGCAAGAAAGCCCCUCAGUACAUCCAUAACAUCCAUACAUAGAGAGUAAUAAGGCCGCCUCCGGCUGUGUAUCGAAGCGCCAGUGCUCGACAGCCACCGGAAGCAAGACGGGGCCGCAACCAUGCAGGAAAGAGGCCGCUCAGAGUCUACCCACGGGGUCUCGGCAUUUGAACUCCUGCCCCGGAAUGGCAUUUCAGGGGCUGAAAGGCACCAUACAGCCAGACUCCCUCCCGUUCGCUGACAUCAAUUUGGACGACAUUAUCACCUUGAAGCUUGAGCAGCCAAAUCCCGUUAGCCAGGAUGCGACGCCGAGGAUGAGAGCCCCAGUGCAGUGUGCAGACCGAAUGACGCACAAACUGCUGUAUGUCGAGCCUCAAAGUUAAGGCCUCAGAACACUCUGUUGAGACGCAAGACCCCCCAGGAUUGCCAGCUCACAUCGGCAAGACCUCUCGAGGGGGUGGGUAACUCAGUGAGUCGCCCGCCUCGAGAGGUCCGAC
Vitrella brassicaformis is the source of this 1358-nucleotide messenger RNA. NCBI's taxonomy places the organism in Eukaryota, Vitrellaceae. The record is from the annotation of a GenBank genome assembly.